AUGAUGAGGAGAUUUCUGAAGAGCCAGAAGGGUCGAUUUUCCCUUCGCCAAAGCCGGUCAGGUUCCCGCAGCGCCUCCAAGGACUUCUAUCCAAAUCCUCAAGUGCUCAGAGAUUUUCCAUUAAAUAUUGAGCUGGCUCUGCCUGCAAACAACCAGGGCUGGCCUGAGGACUUUGGCUUUAAGCUAGGAGGAGAUGGACCCAGCUACAUCCUUUCUGUGGAGGAGGGCAGCAGUGCGUACAUGGCAGGUUUGCAGCCUGGGGACCAGGUUUUGGAGAUCGACGGACAGAACGUCUCCUCCCUCAGCACUAAAGCUCUCAUCGCUUUGGCACAGACCCUCAAAACUGUACCACCCAGCAUCGGGGUUGUGUCACGCAUUGAACAGUUGGACAUCUCCCCAGGGCCAGAUGGACGCUUUGGCUUCACUAUCGUUGGAGACUCUCCCCUUAUGGUGGAGGACUGUAUGCUUAACUCUCCAGCAGGACGUAGUGGACUAAGGGCAGGUGAUUAUGUCAUGGAGGUGAAUGGAAUUCCAGUCAAGCACCAUGAGAUGGCAGCUGCCAUGAUUAAGGCGUCGCAGGGGCGCACCCUGCGCCUGGGUGUUCUUAGAGUGAACCGCUGGCAAAAACGCAUCAGCAGCAGCAUGAAAGAGACCUACCAGAGUGGAGACAUAGUACGACAGGAUCGCAAACACAAAGCCCUGGAGUUCAACCAGAAGGUCGAGGAGAUUUUAGGUGAGGAGCCAGUGGUGAAGGAAAGGCUCUUUGAUCUGUUAAAGCAGUACGCUUCAGAAAGGGACGUGGAACAUCUUGCUUCUACCCUUCCUGAGAUACUAAUGAAUGAGGAGCAUCAGCAGCUGAUUGACAGCAUCAGGAUCUUCAUCCCCAGGAAGCACAGGCAGCGUUUUGAUGAUGUGGUCUCCCAGAGCUUAAUCGUUCGACCUAAAGGCCGCAGCUUCAGCGAGCACAGGCAAAGUGGACUACGCCGCAGCCGCAGCGAUGACCACCCUGAGAGGCUGCUGGUGUCCACACGGGCUAGCUCAGUGCCACGCACUGCCCAUGAGGAUGGAAUCAUUCCACCAUCUCGUGGCCUUCGCAAGACAACUUCUCUCAUUGCUGGCCACUCUGGGGCCAUUGCCAACCGCAGAACAGUGCGCGUCUACAAAGGAAACCAAAGUUUCGGUUUCACCCUACGUGGCCACGCUCCAGUUUGGAUUGAUUCAGUUAUUCCAGGCAGUCCAGCUGAGAAAGCAGGCCUCAAGCCUGGAGACCGCAUUCUGUUUCUAAAUGGGCUUGACAUGAGGAGCUGUGCCCACGAGAAGGUAGUGGCAAUGCUACAAGGCAGUGGAGCCAUGCCUUCACUGGUGGUGGAGGACGGUCCACCGGCUUUCACGCUAAUCGAGCCUGAUCCUCUAGAUGCAUCUCCACGCUCUCCGGUCCUUAGCUCCCUGCAGUGGGUGGCCGAGAUCCUUCCGCCCAGCAUCCGAGUGCAGGGACGAACCUUCAGUCAGCAGCUAGAGCACCUGCUCACCAUGCAGGAGAGAUACACUGUCUGUAAGGCCCUGGAGGCCUUUUUUCAGCACAGGAAUGUAGAUACUCUGAUUGUGGAUGUGUUUCCAGUGCUAGAUACUCCAGCUAAGCAGGUAAUCUGGCAAUUUAUUUACCAGCUGCUGACCUAUGAAGAGCAGGAGCACUGCCAGAGCAAAAUCUCACGCUUCCUUGGCUAUAAAGUUACAUUGCCAGCUGCAGAGCCAGAGCCGCUUGCUCCAGAGCCCCAUCGGCGUAGUAGCUCUAUGAAGGUGACAGGCACCACAUACCGGAGCAGCGUACGAGGCCGGAGUUCUGAUGACCUGGUCAUUGGCACUCAUCUGGGAAUGGGAAUCCGAACUGAGCCAGUUGAGGUGGCCCCUAUGAGACUGGCUCCUGGAGAAAGGCAGUCUGGGGAUGGAACAUCUUUACCAGAGACGCCCAACAACCUUACUAAUCUUUCUGCAGUGUAUGCUGAGCUGGAAAAUGUGCAUGCAGGGAAGAGGUCCAAAUCUCUAAAGAGCCGCCCUCCUCCUGCUGCUGAAACCCUGAUAGACAUCUAUCCACAUCCUCCCAGCCAGUCUUUCAGAGCUAAAUCCUCAUCUCCUUCUGUACGGGCCACUUCAGGCAGUCGUAAGAUAGCAUCAGUUCAGCCUCCUCCACCUCCUCCUCCACCUCCUCAACCUGUAUGCUGGCCCGAGUCCUUACCCAGUCCUCAGGAGCAUUUUUAUACCUCAGAGAUUCCUUCCCAGCAGAGUUUCGAGUCAAACCCCUACAUCAGCCUGGACAGUCCUCCACUCUCGCCCCCAUCUCCACCUGAUUAUCCACCAAGCCCCCCAGACUACCUUCCCAGUCCUCCCAUCCGGAAAAAGCGUUACACGUUUUCCCGCCCCCCUCGCAGUGCAGACACAGACCUGUUUAUGGAGGCCCUUACGGAGCAGCUGGGUCAGCAGCUGUCUGUCGAUGACUUCCUGUCUCCAGAGAAUGACUAUGAGGAGGAUGUAGUUCAGAUCACCCUUGAAGACGAAAUGGAUGAAGAAGUAGAUGAGGAAGAUGAAGAGGAUGAUGAAGAACCCUACAUCCCUCCCGAGCUCAGCAGUCCGAGUGACCUCCAUAGCAGCAGUGAUGAUGCAAGUUCCCUAACCUAUUCGUCUAGUUCUGAACACAUACCCCCUCCGCCCGUCACCCCACCUCCUCCACCCCCUGUUCAGUUUAAUGAUCUUCCACCUUCCGCCAGCAUGACCCCAGAUCAAGCACCUCGACAUCUAACUUUCCGUCGUCACCCAGGACCUCCACCUCCACCCCCUCCCAGGGCCAAUCCACCUCUAAAACGACAGUCUAUUAACAAGGUGCUUCCUACUCAAGAGGAACUGAUGGCUCAAAGGGUUUUUCAGGAACACCAGUCUUUACCAGCGCAGCCCACAACCCCUAGCGGACAUUCCCAGCACCCCUUGCAGCCAGUGCACCAUUCCUUACCCCCACUGCCAUCCCCAGAUCUGUCUCCAUCAUCCAUCUCUAGCCAUAUGAUGUACCAAAUGCAUCAGCAUCAGCAGGCUCAAGAGGGUUAUCAGAUUUAUCAGAGCCAUCAGGCUCAACAGAGUCACCAAACUCAUCAUAGCUCACCACAUCCACUUCAGCAAGCUCAACAGAGGCAUCACAGCCAUUCAGCUCAUCACACUCAGCUCUCCAGCUCCAUGGACAGACUUGACAAAAUCGAAAGAAUGGAACAGUCUGACAGACAUAUUUAUGAGGUCUUUCAGCCUCAAGCCAUGCACCAGGCUCACCAUCGUCAUCACCCAGGCCAUCAGACUCACCUCUCCAGCUCGAUGGAUAGGUUGGACAGACUGGAGAGGAUGGAGCGUUUAGAACGUAUGGAACAUCUGGAACAGCUAGAAAGAGCUGACAGGCAAAUGCAUCAAAUGUCUCAACAAACUUCCCAGUCUAAUCGCCCAACACAACAGGUCCAUCAGUCUCAUUCACCUCAGUCAGUUUAUGCCUGUCAACAACACCAGAUCCAGAAAGCGUUCACACCAACUCAACCUCCACCUGCUCAACAGCCCCAUCACAUCCAUCGUAUUGAGCACAUCCACCAGGUCCAGCCUGUGCAGACAUCCCCUCAGUACCAUAUCAUCCACCCUGCCCACCAACCCCAACAGAUCCAGAUCCUCUCCACUUUCCAACCUUUGCCUCUGUCUCAGCCCUCACAGCAACAGCAGCCACAGCAGCAGCAGCAACAACACCAGACUCAUCCGGUCCACCCUUCAGUCAGACAGAGUCCUUACUCGAUGCAUCACCAUCAGCAUCACCAUGAAUCUCAAUCACUGCAGACUCCUCAAUCUCAGUCUCAGUCCCAGAUUCAGACCCAGCAAAAUAGGUCCAUUGUGGAGCCUCCUCCACCUCCACCGCUGCCUCCUCCCUGUGUGCCGCCUCCUUUACCCCGGUCCUCACCGCAGAAAUCAGACUCCAGCCACAUGAAUGUGAAGAGGCUGCGCUGGGAACAAGUCGAGAACUCUGAGGGAACCAUUUGGGGACAGCUGGGAGAAGACUCUGAUUAUGAAAAGCUUAGUGACAUGGUGAAAUACCUGGACUUGGAAUUACAUUUUGGCACACAAAAGAGUGCUGAGCCCACACCUCAGCACGAGACGUUUAAAAAGAAGGACGUUGUUGAGAUUCUUUCCCAGAAGAAGGCCUACAAUGCCUCCAUCCUGAUUGCCCAUCUAAAGCUUUCCCCAGGUGAGCUUUGUCAGGUGCUGAUGACAAUGUCGACAGAUCGUCUGGAGCCUGCACAUAUUAAGCAGCUGCUGCUGUACGCACCGGACAAUGAUGAGGUCAGACAGUACGAGCGGUACGCUGAUGACCCUAGCAAGCUCAGCGAGCCUGAUCAGUUUGUUUUACAGAUGUUGUCUGUGCCAGAGUAUAAGACUCGUUUGAAGAGUCUGCAUUUUAAGGGCACACUGCAGGAGAAGACUGAGGAAAUGAGAGGAAGCUUUGACUGUAUCUUCAAGGCCUCACUUGAGCUCAAAAACAGCAAAAAACUGGCAAAGAUUCUAGAGUUUGUCCUCGCCAUGGGCAAUUACUUAAACAAUGGCCAGCCCAAAGGCAACAAGACCACUGGUUUUAAGAUCAAUUUUCUUACUGAACUUGGAACCACCAAGACAGUGGAUGGAAAAUCAACUUUCCUUCAUAUCCUGGUCAAAUCUUUGUGCCAGCACUUUCCUGAGGUGCUGGACUUUGCCAAAGAACUUACUACUGUACCCCUUGCAGCCAAAGUAAAUCAGAGAAUCAUCACCUCAGAUAUAAAUGAUCUGCACUCCACCAUCAAGGACAUUCGCUUAGCCUGCCAUAAGAUGCCGGCCACUGCCGAGGACCGCUUUGCCAUAGUUAUGAGUGGUUUUCUGGAGAACAGCCACCCUGCUGUGCAGUCUCUGGAGUCACUACAGCAGAGGGCUAUGGAUGAAUUCUGUAAAGUGGCCUCCUUUUUUGGCGAGGAUGGCAAGACCACCACCACUGAGGCUUUCUUUGGCAUCUUUGCUGAUUUCAUCUCAAAGUUUGAAAGAGCUCUAAUGGAUAACCAGUCCACAGAGAAUCUUCCACGCAGCCCUCGCAGUCCUCGCAUGGCUUCACCUCUGGCCUGGUGAGGACACAUGCGCACAAACACACACAAACACACAACAACAACACAUUUGUUCAUACAUAAAUUAACAUGCACUAAUACACAUUCAACAGAAAUACAUACAUUCUGACACAUCCAGACCUCCCUGUGUGAACUGUUCCAAACACAAACUUCACCUCUCACGGUGCUGAGCUGAAGCUACAUGCUUAUGGAGGUUUUCAACUCUCAAAAUGC
Trichomycterus rosablanca is the source of this 5372-nucleotide messenger RNA. RefSeq names its product glutamate receptor, ionotropic, delta 2 (Grid2) interacting protein, a (gene grid2ipa). NCBI's taxonomy places the organism in Eukaryota, Metazoa, Chordata, Actinopteri, Siluriformes, Trichomycteridae. The transcript has 24 exons. Gene Ontology annotation, molecular function: protein binding. Gene Ontology annotation, biological process: regulation of DNA-templated transcription. The record is from RefSeq and is a predicted model, not a curated record. Bases 1 to 5163 code for a protein of 1720 amino acids.